AUGGACCUGGGCACCGCCGCAGCAGCCCUCGCCGGAGGAGCAACGGUCGCAGCCUAUCUGAACGCCAAAUUCCACAUCAAAAAAGACCUAACAGGCGUGCUGGCCCUACGCAAGUCCGAACGCGAGUAUGCGCGAGCAGUCGAUCGCAAACGAGGAAACGUAUGGUUCGUCCUCCUCGAAACCGCCAAGCGAUACCCCAACAUGACCGCUCUCUGGACGCGGGAAGCCUCCUACACCUACCGCGACCUGCAAGAGCAAGCCUGCCAAUACGCGCACUACUUCCUCGCGCAAGGCGUGCAGAAAGGCGAUCUGGUCGCCUUCUACCUGCAGAACCGCGCCGAGUUCAUCAUCGCAUGGGUCGCGCUGUGGAGUAUCGGCUGUGCGCCCGCGGCUAUCAACUACAACCUCUCCGGCGACGCCCUGGUGCACUGUCUGAAGAUCAGCGGUGCAAAAUUCACUCUCGUCGACGAGGAUGCUACCUGUCGUGCGCGUAUGGAAGAGGUCCAGUCUACCCUCACCGGUGAACUGGGCAUGAAGCUCGAGACGCUGGACUCGCCGCUGAAGACGCACAUUCGCUCGUACCCGACCUCCCUCCCGCCGAAGGACCUCGCUCUCAAGAUGGACGGCGAAUUCCCGGCAAUCCUACUCUACACAUCGGGGACAACAGGCCUGCCAAAGGGCUGCGCCUUCACCAUGUCCCGCCUCUACACAAGCCUAUACAUCCGGCGCAGCGCAAUGGGCGACGAAGAAGGUCCACACGGCGACAGGUGGUACAGCUGCAUGCCACUGUACCACGGCACGGCCGCCAUAAGUCUAAUCGCAAGCCUAACAACAGGCGUUAGCAUCGCGCUAGGCCCGAAAUUCAGCGUUCGCAAUUUCUGGAAAGACAUCCGGGACUCCGAGUCCACGAUUUUCGUGUAUGUGGGCGAGACCGCGCGGUAUUUGCUUGCGCCGCCGCCUUCGCCGCAGGAUAAGAAUCAUAAUGUGAGGUGCAUGUAUGGGAAUGGACUUCGCCCAGAUGUGUGGGAGCAGUUCCGUGAGCGGUUCGGUGUUGCUGAGAUUGGGGAAUUCUUCAAUUCGACUGAGGGUAUUUUUGCUUUGUUUAACUAUAACCGUGGACCCUUUACUGCUGGGAGUGUGGGACACCAUGGCUUGAUUAUGCGCGGUCUCUUGCAUAAUGUUUUUAUUCCUGUUGCUAUUGACCCCGAGACGGGCGAUGUAUUGCGGGAUUCGAAGACUGGUUUCGCGGUUCGUGCGCCGUAUGAAGAGGGCGGCGAGAUUCUUGUUAAUAUUCCCGGGAAGGAGGCAUUCCAGGGCUAUUGGCGCAAUGAAGGUGCCACAGAGAAGAAAUUCUUGCGCGACGUCUUCAAAAAGGGAGAUCUCUACUACCGCUCUGGCGACGCCCUCCGCAGACAAAGUGACGGCCGCUGGUACUUCCUCGACCGACUGGGCGAUACAUUCCGCUGGAAGAGCGAGAACGUCGCAACCGCCGAAGUCUCCGAAAUAAUCGGCAAAUUCCCCGGCGUAGCCGAAGCAAAUGUCUACGGCGUAAAACUACCCCACCACGAGGGCCGUGCCGGGUGCGCAGCGUUGCAAAUCACGCCCGAAGCCCGACAAACCUUCGAUUACGCUGCACUUGCGCGCUUCGCACGCUCGAAGCUGCCUCGCUAUGCGGUGCCUGUUUUCCUUCGGAUUGUGGAGAACUCGACGCAUAUUCAUAACCAUAAGCAGAAUAAGGUGCCGCUGAGGGAGGAAGGUGUUGAUCCUGAUCUUGUUGGGACGAAGGAUGUGAAUGGGAAGAAUGAUCAGUUUCUUUGGAUUGCGCCGGGGGAGAGCGAGUAUUCGGUUUUUAGUCGGGGGGAUUGGGAGAGGGUUAAGGGUGGGGUGGCGAGGUUGUAG
This is a messenger RNA of Penicillium argentinense, 1899 nucleotides long. RefSeq names its product putative very-long-chain acyl-CoA synthetase family protein (CefD1). The coding region runs from base 1 to 1899 and encodes 632 amino acids. The transcript is spliced from 4 exons. The record is from RefSeq and is a predicted model, not a curated record. Gene Ontology annotation, molecular function: long-chain fatty acid transmembrane transporter activity; long-chain fatty acid-CoA ligase activity. NCBI's taxonomy places the organism in Eukaryota, Fungi, Ascomycota, Eurotiomycetes, Eurotiales, Aspergillaceae.